ACCCCCAAAAUUGAAAAAGUAGUCACGUGCGUGCGCAAAACCGGUGGGUGCUGAAAAGCAGCAAGCUGGGUUUCCUUCUCACUGCUUGUUGGUUAUUGCGUGGCAUCUGGGAAGGCAUCAGCACUAUUUAUCUGUAUCAUUUCUCUCAAGACAUACGCUUGUUGUCAAAUACUAUUCAAUGUCGGAUCACAGAACUUAUUCACCGGUGGAUCGUGGAGGCACAAUAGGAGGGGGAUAUGGUGAUUGGUCAGAUGAUGAACUACCACCUCGCUCCCAGGCUCGAGAAAAAUUCAGAAGAGAACGAAGUAUAGAACAUGAACGCGAUUCUUAUGGAGACUCGUACAUGUCCAAUGCCGAUGCCCAUGAUCGCUACGAACGGAAAAGACGUCUUCGCCGUAGUAUCAGCCCCUCUGACGGUACCUGUCAAUCCUUCCUUUAUUUUUAUUUUAUUUUUACCUUUUUUUGACGGUUUCUUACUUUUUAUAAUGGGUAUUAAUCCAUGCUUUCUAUCUUUUAUUCUUCAUUUUUUUUUUUACCUCUUCACUGUCAUUUAUCAGAACGACGACAUAAACGGCGAGCAUCCUUUUCUCCGCCGCCGCAUGGUGGUCGUGGUUAUCGAGGGGGUCCCCGCGGUGGUGGUAUGCGAGAUGUCCGCGAACGAGAUGCUGACUAUCCACAAGAUGGUGAUCAUUACAUUCCAAACUAUGAACGGGACGGCUAUGUACCGGGUCCCAGAUACAGCAAUAUGCCCGAACGACAACAAGGACGACCGGGAGGCGGGUAUCCUAUGAUGGAUAUGAUGAAUGUGCCAAUGAUGGGCGCUGGCUGGCCAAACAUGGCAAGACCUCAGCCGGUCGAUCCCAACCAGCUCGAUUACAUCAUACCCUUUAAACAAUAUUGCGACUACUUACGCCAAACGCAUUCUCGAAGUCAUUUUGAUGAUGAUGAACUUCAGAAACGUUACGCCAAAUACAAAGAGAAAGCCACGGCUCGACAGCUCAAUACUUUCUUCAACAACAACAAAGACAAAGAAUGGUUUCAAGAAAAAUAUCAUCCAAAGAUUUCAGAACCUCGCAUUGCCGAUAUGAAACAGCGUAGACGGCAUCAGCUGGACCAGUUUCUUAUUGACUUACGAAACGGAGUAUAUGAUGCGAUUCAAUACGACGAAAAGCCGAUCACCUCUGCCAGCAAAUCGCCAGAAGAGCCUGGUGCCGAAUCACUUGCGAAUGCGAAGGAGGAGAAAGCCGAUAUUCCAGCUGCCGACAUUGCAUCCUCGAUUGAAUAUGAGAACCAGUUGGUUAUCAAGACGGUGCCGCCCACGAUAGCUAGACAACGAAUUAUUGAGAUGUGCAGCAACGUCGAUGGAUUCGAAUAUCUGGCUCUGUCGGAACCAUCUCCCAACAAAAAGUUCCAUCGUAUUGGUUGGAUUCAUUUCAAAGAAGGCACUGAUAUGGUGAAAGCGUUUGAAGCUUUGGAUAAUCUAAAAAUUGACGAUUUUACCUUUCAUUUGGCGAUGAAUCGAAAAAACCAGCCGCAGCAACGCGUGCAUAAAAUGGCUCCUGAAAUAGCCAAUACCUCAGACCGACUGGAUAUCGACUUCGAACAAGCACAACUCUUGGCUAAGGUCUUCGAUGGUGAUUUGGUAGAUGACGAUGCUGGCGGAUUGAAAUUGGUGUUGGAAAGGGCGGAAGAGGUUAUUGCUAAGCUUUCAGCAGCGGAAACAUCUGAGGAUCAAGAUACCGAAAUGGAUGAGCCGGACAAAGAGAACGGUGAAACCAAAUUGGCCAAGGAAUCCAACGAACGUGUUUAUCUGAAGAAGAGACUCGAUAUGAUCAUUGUAUACCUGCGAAAUGUUCAUAUGUUCUGCUACUACUGUGGCAUGGAAUGCGAUUCUUUCGAAGAACUCAAUCGACGUUGUCCUGAGCCACAUUGUCGUAAAUUGGCUUCACUUUCAACGUCAUCAACAACCGAUGGGAAACAGCAAAACCGAGGUGAACGUCAAGCUGCGCAAUGGGCAAAAAAUCUCGACCAGAGAAUUGCGAUGAAGUCACAGACACCGUCUGACCGAGAGCUUGAGAGAUGGGGUGGAAAACCCUAUUCGAGCGAACUGGAAACGUUUAUGAAGGAACAUGUACAAAAGGAGCACGAAGCCAAAUUCAAGUGUAAAGUUGGGGAAUGUGCAAAGGCAUUCAAAGGAUUCGAUUUUGUGGAGAAGCAUAUCAUCACAAAACAUCCAGAAGAAAUUGCACGUCUGAGGGAAGAAGUCGACUACUUCAACAACUAUGUGCGCGACCCGAAUCAUCUUACACCAGCCGCCAACCUUCAGUCCAAUAUGAACAUGGCCAUGGGUGCAGCCAACAUGGGAGCUAAUAUACCGUUUGCUGGACCGCCUUCAGCAUUCAUGGUUCCUGCAAUGAAUGGCGGUGGACGUAUGGCUCCUCCCGGGAUGGCCAUGCACGCUGCUGCCGUGGGCACACCGUGGGAUCAAAUUCCACGCAUCGGUUUCGGCGAUAUGAACUGGUCGAAUGCCAUGGCCAUGAAUCGCAGGACGGGUGGCAAAGAUGGCAUGGAAAAUUUUAACCGCCCGCCGUCGGCAAGCCUCGACCUGAAUGAUUCCAUGGUUCGUGACCCUCGUCAGGUGAAGAACUACGUCGAUCUUGAUGCUCCGGCUGAAGGCGAUGCGGAUAUUUCAUUUUAUUGAUCUACUCAGCAUGCAACCUAUUUUAUACUCCUUUUUCUUCCCUCUUUAUCAUCUGAUGCUCUUUAAACGAAUUUUCUUCUAUUUGCUUCCCACCCUGUUGUUCAGUUUUUCUUUCUUUUUUUUUCUUCGUUCUCUGGCAUUCUCAACCGAUAUGAAAAGUGAUGGGAUGAUUAAAACGCCACCGUGACAAAUACCACGUCAAUUGUUUGCGGCCAGGAAACUUGAAGUGACUUUGUAGAAACGUUGGAAACUUGUUGGUUGUUUUUGGCAGUCUAGAGCUUUGCCGAGAAGAUCUUGGCCA
Radiomyces spectabilis is the source of this 3002-nucleotide messenger RNA. RefSeq lists its product as uncharacterized. Gene Ontology annotation, biological process: primary miRNA processing; mRNA processing. Gene Ontology annotation, molecular function: nucleic acid binding. Gene Ontology annotation, cellular component: nuclear body. The record is from RefSeq and is a predicted model, not a curated record. The transcript is spliced from 8 exons. Bases 500 to 2701 code for a protein of 733 amino acids. Lineage: Eukaryota; Fungi; Mucoromycota; Mucoromycetes; Mucorales; Radiomycetaceae.